Molecule: messenger RNA, 6256 nt
Organism: Patella vulgata (common limpet)
Lineage: Eukaryota; Metazoa; Mollusca; Gastropoda; Patellidae
Product: protein split ends
Exons: 7
Coding region: 161-3493 (1110 amino acids)
Biological process (GO): cell development; regulation of transcription by RNA polymerase II
Cellular component (GO): nucleus
Molecular function (GO): RNA polymerase II cis-regulatory region sequence-specific DNA binding; DNA-binding transcription factor activity, RNA polymerase II-specific
Source: RefSeq, a predicted model, not a curated record
GUCUCGGGCAAUUACGUCAGUCGUCGGAUUUCACCGCCAUCUUUGAACGAGCAACUUAUGAAUUGCUUGGCUGGUAGAAAAAUAGAUCAUAACUUCAAGUUUCGGACAGGGAAGCAGUAGUUCCCUAACUGUGAACGGGGGAGCAAAGAAUGAGAACAAGAUGGCGGUGAAAACAAAUAAAGAAAUAACGAGCUUUAAGCUCUUGGAGGAGGAGCCCUCCGAAAUGAAACCAACUCCAGCCAUGAAAAAAUUUGUUGGCAUGGUUCUAGACAAGAAGGAUAUGAAGGAUAGAGAAGUGGCAUGUAGUUUUCGAAAUUUGACAGAAUACCGUGAUCCAGUUUCUAGUCCUCCAGUUUGUGUCAGCAAUGGCCUCUCUUUUGAACCAAACGGCUUUGACUCAGAUUCACCUGUAUCACCCGGUCCGGUUCAAAUGGAUGACGAUCGUUUACCCAACGAGCUUUUAGAUGAAAUCUGUGAGGAUAUUGGGAUGAAGGAAGGAAUGGAACUGGAUUUUGUGGAAUUUUUAAUGGAACAAGAUGAUAUGGACCCACAAACCUACAUGACACCAGAAGCUUUAACAACUGGUCUUUAUACCCCUGCAUUUUCUAAUCAUAAAAUUGUGAAUCUUCCAUCUGGACCAGGCAGUGAUUCUGGUUCAGUUACAGGAAUCAAACCUCUAGAACAAAAUACACCUAAUAAAUCAAUUCCAGUUUCUAUACCAAACACCACUUCUACAAUAACUUCGUCAGCCUCUAGUAGUCCUGCCAGUAAACGGUUUCAUAUGUCUACCUCAGAACAGAACAGUCCGGCCAAAUCCUGUUCAUCUCAGUCAUCUGUUAAUCAAGUUUUCAAGAUGCCCCAAACCCCACCGACACCAAAAAGACCCCAUUCAGCAUCACAAAUUUUACCAUCACCUAGUCUGCCCACAGGAACACACUCAACCACGUCAGUUUCCUACAGUCAGGGACAGGUUGCUACUAAAAGAUGCUAUUCACCAUCACCGCUAUCAUCCUGUAGUCAACAGCAAAUAGCAACUAAAAAGGCACAGGUUCCACCUCAAUCUCCCACCAGUAAACAACCCGGUACAUUGCACUAUGGGCAGACGUGUCAGAUCACUUCUCCACGACCAGCAUGUCCAGCACCACAGAAGCAAGUCACUAACUCCCAACAAGGCUUUCAACGUCUUGGUAAACCAGCACCUCCUGUUGUUAAUGUUCAAACUUUCCAACAACAGAGAUGGAUGCAACAGCAGAACAUGCAAGGUUACAAUAAUGAUCCAGCAGCAGCCUCCCAAUACUCCAAGGUUGACUCACCGUUAGACCAUGGCUAUUACUCAUCAGACUCGGUUAACCGAGGUCAGCCAACUUCUACUGCUGCUUCCGGAUAUACCUUGUCUUCCAUGACAGAACAACCAUCCAUGUACAACAUGAAAAGAUCUGAUUCGACGUCAAAUCUAUCUGCCAUGUCUGUGGGCUCUCAGUCAUCUCAAACCUGUAGACAACAAAGUGGUAUGCAACAACAACAGCAACAAAAGUCUGUUCAUUUUGCAGAAGGCUCUCCACAAGGUAGUCCAGACUGCCAGGAUACUAGUCAAAUGCAAAAUUAUGCUCAAGGCUAUGAUGCACCAGCUGAUUGUGCAAGUUAUGACCUGGAGCAAGAGUUUAGAGACAAUUCUCAGAAACCUAUGCAAUCAAAAAUGUUACCGCGUUUAUCAAAUGUGAAGCCUGAGAUUGCUCCAUACACUGUGCCUAAUCCUGGUCAACAACCCCUUCCCUAUGAUCAUCAAAGAAGUAGUUGUAGUGUUAGUCAAACAGGGAAUGGGUCUAGUCGUACACAAUCGUCUAUGCAAACAUUUGAUUAUUCUGGUAAAAAUGCAGACAAUAUGUAUUAUAUGGACAAUAAUCAGAAUAUGAUGCGAAUAGAAACGGGAGAUUAUUCCUCUGGUAAUUACCAGGCAAAUUAUAAUAACGGUGGUAUGACUGAUCAAAUGAAAGCUGUGAUGGCUGGUCUUCAGGACAACGAAAUGUAUAAAAAUCAACCGUCCGAUAUAGCGUCUUCUACGUCACAAGGUUAUAACAACAGUUGUUCUAUGCCGGGUAUGAACCAAGGUGCUAAUGCUAUGUUGUCAAACCAAAUGGGCCAAAACUACAAUCAGAGUGCAAAUUAUCCCAGUCCGUGUGUUAAUCCACAUAUGAUGAACGCAAAUACAAACUCUAUGCCAGGACAAUAUCAAAAUAUGUCUUCACAACAACAACAAUUCGAUCAAGCGCCAUAUUGUCAAAAUCGACAACAAGGUUCUAUGGCUACCCCUAUUUAUUCUAAUAAUGUGAAUCAAUCUAAUAUGGGACAAGGUAAUCAGUGGAUGGGAGCACCACAAACCCCUCAAAAUAUGCAAAUGCAACAGAUGCAGAUGUCCAAUAAGACACCCUUGGGUGUUCAACAUAUGGGAGGAAUGGCUGGUGCUGGUGGCCAAACGAUGCCACAUGGUGCUCAAGCUAUGCCACCACAGUCUAUGACACCGGGAGGAGUACCACAUAUGCAACCAUGCACAAUACCAAAUUGUACUAGUUGUAAGACAGGAUCACCGAAUCGUCCACCGAUGUUAGCAUCACAACAAUCCUUUAUUCAACAUCUUAUUACAGAUAGAUCUAAUGCCUUCCGAUCUCAUCCGCUCUUCCCGUUAUUAAGGGAUUUAAUUAUAGCUGACAUGAAUUUUAGUUCUCCGAAUUUCCCUUACCAGCUCAUCAGCAAUUUACCGGCUGAUUUCGACAAACUGUUACAAAACUUUCUACAACGGAAUCCUCCAACUGGAAAUUAUCAAGGCAACUAUGCAGUGGAAAGUGUGAUCAUGGAUGCUUUGCGUUAUGCACAUCAGUGUAUAAUAGAGAAAAUUCGAAUGAGGCAAGAUCAGGAUAAACACACAAAACCCACCUCCAAGUCGCUUAGUGCCAUAGAGGAAUUCUGUGAAAAGUUUGAUAGAGCUGUGCGGAAUACUGUUCCUGGUCAACCUAGUCCAAAUGAUGGUAACCCUAUGAUGCUGCCACCUGGUGGAGAUAUGAGUGGUAUGAUGGGAGGACCACCUGGUGGAGUCCUGUCUGGUGUACCACCUAUGGUCAAAGAACCCAAAUAUAUGAUGGAUCCUAAUAUGCAACAUCCUGGUUAUGUAUCACCUGGUAUGGGUAAAGUAUUGGGUAUGCCUGGUAUGGGACCAUCACAGUAUGAAAUGAUGAAACAAAUGAGUGAUAGUGGUAGUACAUAUAGUAAUUCAUCAGGUUUAAUUAACAAAGCUGAGUCUAAGAAACAUCCAAGUCUUCCUAAAGAGGCUGUAGCAAUGAUGUUAGACUGGUUACGAAAUCACAAAGACAACCCUUAUCCUAAUGAUGAUGAAAAAGCCAUGCUAAUCAAACAAACAGGACUCACAAUUAACCAGAUCAAUUACUGGUUCACAAAUGCAAGGCGAAGAAUCUUACCAAAGUGGGCUCAGUGUAAAUGAAGUGUGUCGUGGUAUUUAAGAAUGUGUUAAACCUGUAAUUAUUUUCCUAAAAGUGCUCUUUACAAAUCGCUCAUGUACAAUGUAUAUGGUGAUUUCUAAACUACGUGUUCAGCGAAACUAUUUAAAAUAGUGAGAGGGAUGUGUCCGUCAAAUUUGAGAUUAGUCUAUGCAUGGAGACGGGACGUCGUCUUCAGUGUGUCAAUAUUAUGGAAUCAUCUGAGGUUUCGAUGUCUGGUUUUGAGAGGUGAAGAAUCAAGAAUCUUGACACCACAAGGAGCGUACCUUCAAGAGGAAUUGUAAACUAAAACUGUACAUAGGAAUAUAAAGUUAUACUAGAAUCAUACAGCUACACAAAUACCUGCCAAAAUGUGUGUGCCUUAUCUAGAAGUGUGCUGGUUAUAUUUUUGCAAGAAAUGUACUAACUGCUAUAGACUUAAAACAUUUUAUACCAUAUAAUCAAGUAAUAUACUAUCAUGUAUCCAUAGUUACCAUGUAAACAACCAGGCCUAUAGUAAUGAUGUUGUGUAUGUGUAAUGGUAAUUGUUGUAUUAAUUAUUGCCCACUCAACGAAGAAAAGAUGUAUAUUCUUUACAAGAUAGAUAUUUAUUUUAAUGGCUAGGUAGUGGUUGGAAUUCAUUUGACUGAUGCAUUUAGAAAAAGAAAAACUGACCUUUCAAUGGUGGUCAAUGGUUUCUUUAUUCUAACGGUUUUAAAGAAAAUCUGCCCCUUUAAAUGGCCAGAGGUUUCUAUAUUCUAACAUAGUCAUUUGACUGAUAUAUUUAGAAAAAGAAAAUCUCACCUUUAAAUGGUCAGAGCUGUCUUUAAAUCGAACUUAUUCAUUUGAAUUUAGACCUCAUUCGGAGACAAGUCGUACAGUCACUUCUAAUAUUAGUUAACAUUCCAACAUUAGGUUUGACUAGAAAAUCUUAAUUAAUGUACACCUACUACCGAUGAAAACACUGAAACCUCUCAAGAUAGUAAACGAACAUCUCCCCCUGAUCUUUUAGUAUUUAUUUGUAGAUUUGUUUCUGUCUAUUUUCUCUUUCUCUUUUCUACCAGAAGUUAGAACUACUCUUUAAAUGUUUUUAUACAAAUAUAUAUUUUAACCAUAUAUAUAAUGUAAAUAGUAGGUAGAACCUAUAUAUACUAGUGUAGAUAUAUUAAUAUUAUCUGUACAUAAAACCCAAAACGUUGUUUUAAACUGUGAAACAUGUCUCGUUAUUAUUAUUGUUAAAAAGUUGUUUUCUUUGCAAUUGCCCUGAAUCAUAGAGAAAAAUUAUUUUGUCGUUAAAAUGGAAAUAAGAAAAUCAAGACCUGAAUAAUUUAACAUUUGCUUAUUUAUUAAUUAUUGCAUCCAACCACAUAAUAACAGUUCUGUAACACAAGAAAAACUACAAUAUUUUACAAAUUUGUUAAGGCAUGGAACCCUCAGACCCCAAAAAACUCAAAUACUUUUUCGUACCUAUUGAGAAUUUACAUAACAGAAUUUAGCACUUUGGAUUUCGUACAUCUGGGUUUCGACUUAAAGUUAUCUACCAUAAGCAAUAUAUAUAUAUAUUAUUUUUUUUUUAAAAAAAACAGGUUAAGCCCAAGGCUGUAACUGUGUUGUGUUGUGUUUUGUUUUUACAUAUCAAUGUCUACUGCAUGUUUUAAAAGUAAAGAGCCACAUGAACUAAACCAUACUAGUGUAAAUAGAUUUUACUAUUAAAUGACCAGUAAUCAAAGUUGUGCAAAUACAUUAUAGUUGUGAUAUUAUUUUUAAUCUAAUAAUGGCAAUAUCAACAAAUUUUUAUUUCUUUAAAUCUUGUUUUUCUUUUUUCUAUAAUUCUUUUUUUUUUUUCCCCGCAAGUAGAAUUAACGUACUAGGAGCAGUAUAUUACAUCAUUAAUUUGCCAGUCCAAGAGAAUAGUGCCUUGUAAUCUUUCAUUUUUAUAAAAGAAGUAUAUUUUGUGUGAAGCUUUUAAAGUACCGGUAAAGAAUGUUGUUUGUUUGUAAUGCCUUUCAUGUACUGCUAACCUUUAUACUUGCAUUGUAAUGUUACUGAUUAUCAGUGCCUUUCUUUAUUGUCUUUUUCGAUAUUAUGAAAAUUUAAGUUGCAUGGUUUUUAAAAGUAAUUAUUUUGCUGUUCAAUGUGGUUAUAGCCCAUUUAUUUUACUGAUUUUGUUUUCAAUGUUUUGAAUCUGCGAUUCAAUGUUUCAGUUUGCGAAUUCUCUCUUUUAACUAAAAGAAACUAUGCAGUUAUAUUGUAGCAAUAUUAAACAAAACAAUAGAUUUAUACUAAAUAAUUAUAGUUAAAUAUAGAUACAGAGAUUUAUCUUAAAAAUAUUCUUUUGUUCUGAUAUGUUCUUGGCGUUAUUUAUUAAUUGAUGUUUACUGCAUGAAAUUUCAUUCAUUAUCAAAGCUUUGAACAAUGAUUUGUUUAAAUUGUAAUAUCUUUUUUUCUUUUGAUUUUAUCUUAAUUUUUUAUUGCCUUCACAUCUUUAAUUUCGUAUUUCUUUUAAGAUAUUUUACCAAUUAAACCACAGAGCCUGUCCAUGGCUUUUGCUUGUAGUGAUGCAUUCAUCAAUUAAAUGAUGCAAUUUUUUCUAACUUACAAAUUUGAAAAUAAAGUUUUCGUGCCAUAUUAGAUUUUCAAAAAACAAUAUUUGAGAUGGUGAUGUGUCCUUCAAGCUAAAAUCACAUUCUUUGUAUUUGUUUUUAUGUCACAAAUUUAUUACACAAUUUCAACACAUUUUUUAUAAUAAAUGUAUAUUUUACAUGCUA